CCCGACAGAUCUUAUAAAUUACACCAAAUUGCUUCACCUUUCCAUAUCCUUUGCUUGAAAAAGCAGCAGUUAUUGCCUAUUCCGCCAUCAUGUCUGGUCGCGGAAAGCAAGGCGGCAAGGCCCGCGCCAAGGCCAAGUCGCGCUCGUCCCGCGCCGGCCUGCAGUUCCCGGUGGGGCGCGUGCACCGGCUGCUGCGCAAGGGCAACUACGCGGAGCGCGUGGGCGCCGGCGCGCCCGUGUACAUGGCGGCCGUGCUGGAGUACCUGACGGCCGAGAUCCUGGAGCUGGCGGGCAACGCGGCCCGCGACAACAAGAAGACGCGCAUCAUCCCGCGCCACCUGCAGCUGGCUGUGAGGAACGAUGAGGAGCUGAACAAGCUGCUGGGAGGUGUCACCAUCGCCCAGGGCGGCGUCCUGCCCAACAUCCAGGCUGUCUUAUUACCAAAGAAAACGGAGAGCCACAAACCCGGCAAGAACAAAUAAGUUAAUAUUCCCUUUCCAUCCAUAAAGGCUCUUUUAAGAGCC
This is a messenger RNA of Peromyscus leucopus (white-footed mouse), 524 nucleotides long. Its product is annotated as histone H2A type 2-B. Gene Ontology annotation, cellular component: nucleosome. Gene Ontology annotation, molecular function: structural constituent of chromatin; protein heterodimerization activity; DNA binding. The record is from RefSeq and is a predicted model, not a curated record. The transcript has a single exon. The coding region runs from base 90 to 482 and encodes 130 amino acids. NCBI's taxonomy places the organism in Eukaryota, Metazoa, Chordata, Mammalia, Rodentia, Cricetidae.